Messenger RNA from Lithohypha guttulata, 1884 nucleotides. RefSeq names its product Sorting nexin, cytoplasm-to-vacuole targeting pathway/endosomal sorting (gene ATG20). Lineage: Eukaryota; Fungi; Ascomycota; Eurotiomycetes; Chaetothyriales; Trichomeriaceae. The record is from RefSeq and is a predicted model, not a curated record. The transcript is spliced from 5 exons. Bases 1 to 1884 code for a protein of 627 amino acids. Gene Ontology annotation, molecular function: phosphatidylinositol binding. Gene Ontology annotation, biological process: retrograde transport, endosome to Golgi.
AUGUGGGACGAGGAGGACAACAACCCUUAUGGUUCUUACGGACGCGAUGUCUCGACCGAGCAGGACAACCCUGCUCUGAGCUCCUCAUAUACUGAGCAAGCCGGAACACCACCCUCAUCGCAGGCUUCUCCUCAGCGCAAUCCAGCUUUCUAUUCGCAAGAUGCCGAUCUUAGUGAGGAUGAAGACCAGCAAGGUCAAAACCAUGGUGGUCCACGGAAAGGUGGUUACGAUGGACGUAUCCAGCAAAUUCUUUACGAGGAUCCUGAGCUUGAGAUAUUAAUCGUGGAGGCCGGCAAGAGUCCCGACGGAAACUUCAUUGCAUAUCGUGUGCGCACGGCAGACAUUGAGGUCUCACGACGAUACUCCGAGUUCGCCUCACUACGUAAUGCGCUCGUCAAUUUACAUCCUACGCUCGUCGUCCCACCAAUACCGGAGAAGCACACCAUGGCCGACUACGCUGCGAAGCCUACCAAAGCGAAAGAGGAUAAACACGUAAUAGAACAGCGGAAAAGAAUGCUGGCAGUGUUUCUUAAUAGGUGCCGGCGCAUGAGGGAGGUCAUGGACGAUGGAGUCUUCUGGCGAUUCUUGGAUCCCAAUUCAAGCUGGAACGAGGUGCUGCACGCCCAUCCCGUAGUCUCGAUACCAAAGAACAAUCUCAAAGCACCCCCUCUAGAUCCAGCUAACCCAACUCCUGCACAUAACUGGCUUCCUGUACCUUCGUCCUCGGCAAAGCUCAAAGGCACGACAUCUAGUACAGGUACACCUGUGUCGCCUAUUGAGUAUCACACCAUGCCUUCGGCUGCGGCCCAUAGCACUCCUGGCCCUCAAGUCUUCGGCCGCUUCCCUAUACAUGCAGACAGGUUAUCGGAAGGAGAACUAGACCCUUACUUUAUCAACUUUGAGGCUUCAACGAAGGAACUGGAACUACUGUUGCAGGGCAGUAUCGACAAGGUGAACCGAAGGACUCUAGAACAUCUGUCAAAGCUCUCGGCCGACCUUGCCGAGCUAGGAGCACGUUACAACGGCUUCUCGUUAUCAGAACAAUCACCAUCGGUCGCAGCAGCAAUAGAAAGAAUCGGUCAAGCUGUAGAUAGCACGUACCUGUCCACCGAGGACUUGUCCAACAGCUUUGGUGCAUCGUUUGCCGAGCCCAUGCGCGAAAGUGCACAGUUUGCAGGCGUCGUACGCAGUGUUUUACGUUACAGGGUGCUGAAAAGGGUUCAGCAGGAGAUGACAAGGGAUCAGUUAGAGCAGAAACGCAGCCUCCUCGAUACACUGGAACGAAGUGAGCAGGAGUCAAAGCGAAUCGAUGCAUAUCUGUCAUCAAGUACAGCUAAUCUGCCACAACGAUCUGCUUCUUCGGCAUCAGCAAAGAAAGCUACGCAACAAGGCACACCAGUAAAGCCUCAGACUGAAGAGACACAGUCGAUAGAUUCAGAUUUCCCGCCUACUCAUGGGGAAGCGCCAUCUUCACCACCAUCUGCAACCCAGGGUCAACCAUCAGAGGGCCCAAUGUCGCCUUCGCACAAAAAGACACAAAGUGGAAAUUUUGUGACCAACAAGAUCUUUGGCAGCUUCAGACACGCUGUGAAUGGGUUUGUAGAUUCGGAUCCAGAGCGGACAAGACGCGACCAGAUGGGUAAGACAAAGGAUAGUUUGUCGCAGCUAGAACAAGCAUUGGAAGUGUCUGAGAAGGAUGUAAAGGAUGCUACGCAGGGAGUAAUGAGAGACCUCAAGAGAUUCCAAAAGGAGAAAGAGGAUGACCUGACGCGGUAUAUGGUCGCUUACGCAAGGUGUCACAUUGAGUGGGCGAGGAAGAAUCUAGAAACUUGGACGGAGGCAAAGGACGAGGUUGACAAGAUCUCGACAAGGAAGGCGGUCUGA